GUGAUGAAGAAGGGCAAUCUAACGGGGAAGUCCCAACGGGAAGGCCAUGGCUGUGAGCCGACUGGUGACGCUAGUGGCGUUAGAAACAAAAUGUUAGAACAAUGAUCUGUGUUCUCUAUAGUUUGCGGCUGUGCGUCAUAAAUGGAGAAAUGCUACUGUCGACCCAUCUUGAUAUUGUUAAUAGUAAAUAGAAAUAAUAACACUGUAGUGUGGAGAUUAAUUGAUUGUGUGUUUCCUUAUGGAUUUUGAUAAAUAUUUUUAAAAUUGGAUAUUUGUGCACUGGGUUAACGAUUAGGGAUAAAUAACGCUAGUUGAAUCAGUGUCAACUGCAGUAUGUCAAACCACAAUCCUGCUCGCAGAGCUUAUGAUCCGGACGCCAUUUUUUAGUUGGCGCCUAUUACCACCAACCACCGAUCGCCUGUCUUUUAACUAUAAUAGUUCGACUAGCAGGGGGUGUGUAACGCAUUAAAUAUAAGGAAAAAAAUAAUAAAGGAAGAAGAAAGAUCGUGUGCGCGCAGCGCGGGGCGGUGAUAAGAACCAAUUUGCUUUCGAAACGUAGCAAAAGCCUAUAGAGUGUGGGGGAAAAACCAGAGCUAAACAAAACACUCUCUAUAUAGAGGAGGAUAACCGUUGAUAUAGCGACAGCCUGGAACACAAAGUGCUAAGUUCUCUGCCAUAAACGCGACCAAUACCUCGGCAGAGCCAAUGUUCUAACUACUAGAAUGGUAGCAAGAGGAAGAUGAGGUUUACGACGGGGCAAGAGCCAGGGGACCGGGCAGAACUCGGGCACAACCAACUCCCCGACAACUUGGACGAGAGUAUGAUGGCUGCCGCUGAAUGCAAGGAGCCAACUGAUGCCGGCUGCAUUGAGGAGGGUUCUAUGAUUUCAAAUCUUCCACUCCUUUUUGCGGAUGGGUAUCUAACUUCCCUGGAAAAAAUCACCCUGCCUCAACUGGAACGUUUCAUAACAUUUAUGGUGCAAUGCUCGUUCGGGCACGAUACCGCAAAGGUGAUUGGCGAACCGCAAUGGUGGCCUAAGGAGAUCAAAUUCACAAAUCCCUUUGUACGGCCUCGGAAGAUAAACGAGAGCUGGAUGGGGAACCUGAAGAAGCUGGUAUUUCGUUGCUAUACAUAUCACCGCAGCGAAUAUUUGCUCAGGUUUUGUUCCCACCUCGCUCAACACCCGAGAGAUAAGCUGGAAUAUGUGGAUAAUUGGGACUCAACUACGAGCCUUUUCCACAAAAGCACUGGAAAGCUUCUCGUCACAUUCCGGAAUGAAAAUAUGAAUUACGAUAAGAAAAUUGAAAGCCCGCGAAGAUUGCUGCUUCCAAGGAAUAGCGGAGUUUCUGGACCAGCCAGCAAAACGAAACAGCAGCUACAGACUGUGGUUCAGCCAGUUCUGUGCGAUGACAUAUAUCUCUGCGAUAACUGUGACGCUGAGUUCGAUGGGUUCAAGAAAAUGAAGGAACAUGAAAAAUUGUGCUGCGAUCAGGAACAGAGCAGCGGCAAUUCACGGCCUGUUACGCCGGAGAUAUCGGCAGGACCACAAAUGGUGCAAAACCAGUUUCUGGAGUAUUUCGCGUUAUCGUCAAACGACUCGAAACGUUUACCGAAAAAAUCCUGCACGGAAUCGACCACAAAAACGGAGGCGGUUCGAAGCUCUAGACGGAUAAGGGGAUCGGUAAACCUGGCACGAUGCCCGACGAUUCCGUUCUCCUCCCCUGCCGGUAUAGCGAUGGCUAAAAAAUCUCGUACCAUGACAGAAGUAACGCAACAAGAAAGACUUGAAAGGAUAGAGCGAUACUUGAUCGCUCCACCGCUUAGCAACGGUUCUCGACCGAGAUGGUUAGACAGAAUAACGGACACUAGCCGAUGGAUCGUAUCGCAUAAAGCGAAUCGUGACAAGCCUCCUCAAGACGACUACGUACACGAGUACAAGUUCAAUUCUUUGAGGGGCAAGCCCAUAUUAAGCAUUCGAUCGCAGAUACUCUGCGUCGCAUGUCGCAAGGCUAUCGUACCCAUAACUUUACUAACGCCUCGACAGAUCGACGAGUUGAAAAAUAACCUUGACAAAUACCAGCUCCCAAAACAGCGCGUUCGACAAAUACGGGGCGGUGGACCACGUCCCGCACCCAAAUCGAAACGGCGUCGUUCCUUCUCUUCCUCCCUGCCCGCCAAGCGUAAACAUGCGGGUGAUGAAAACGACUUCAUCGUCAUCGACGACGAUGAGUUAGCAACAGUGACGCCCAUUACACGGGUGCUAGAAACUCAGGAUUCAACCGAGCCCGCGAGAUCACCGGAAGCUAAGAAGCUCAGGAGCAGUUUCCAGCAUGAGAAGGAGAGCCUUGAAACGAAUUUGAGUCGUUUAUCGACAAUUCGAAACCCUGAGCUCAGAAGGGAGCGAGAAAAAUCAUCGACCGUAGAGAAAAUGGUAGCAGUUAUCGACCUCUGCUCCUCGGACGAAGAGGAUAAUUCGAACGGAGUUGGUAAUACGUGCGAUGAAAACAGAGAUCCAAUGCAGUCGGAGAAUCGAAAUGUUACACCGACCUUUCUUACAAACUUUAUACCUAGGCAACUUCGCAUUGGUCCAUGCGUUUACACGACUGAUUCAACAAGCGAUUGGCUGAAGAGGAUAUCCGAGCCUUGUUCCGGCCUUUUAGAAUAACUACAACGAUCGUAAGGAAGACAAGACGCCUUUCGACUAAGUAAAUAGCUUAAGGAGACAUAAGAAGCUGAUUAUAUGUCCGUUUAUGGUUUUGAAGCGCGACGAAAAUCGAGAUAUUGUGUCAGCUCUGUUCGUAAGGAGUGAAAAAAAAUUGCAAUUUUUUCGACGCUUUUUCGAGUCACAGAGAUUUUAGAAUUUACCGCCCGACGAUAGUCUGAUAAGUGUUAUAAAAAUAUUUAAAUUUUGUUUUGAAAUAUGCGAAGCGAUACUUUUACGUUUAUAUUUUUAGAUAAAUGUUACUAAUUACAACGUAGACCGAUAAUGUGGAGAAAAGCCGAUUCGAUCGAAAUGAAUUUUAUAAAAUUUAAAAUAUAUUUUGCCCCUAGAUGUAUUUAUUUUAAUUAUUGUUAAUUUGGUUUUUUUUUUGUUUUUUUAUACGCGAAAGAUAUAUUUUCUUGUCAUUGCGAUGAGACAGCCGAUUUCUCUUACAUUAUCUAUGGUCUUAGUUGGACCUGAACAUAGUAGCUAAUUUUAAUACAACAGAAAUC
Messenger RNA from Diprion similis, 3213 nucleotides. RefSeq lists its product as uncharacterized. The transcript is spliced from 7 exons. Lineage: Eukaryota; Metazoa; Arthropoda; Insecta; Hymenoptera; Diprionidae. The coding region runs from base 740 to 2665 and encodes 641 amino acids. The record is from RefSeq and is a predicted model, not a curated record.